Molecule: messenger RNA, 4101 nt
Organism: Daphnia magna
Lineage: Eukaryota; Metazoa; Arthropoda; Branchiopoda; Diplostraca; Daphniidae
Exons: 1
Coding region: 1-4101 (1366 amino acids)
Biological process (GO): DNA integration
Molecular function (GO): zinc ion binding; nucleic acid binding
Source: RefSeq, a predicted model, not a curated record
AUGCCUCCCAAACCAUUCAAACCGUAUGGCACGCCGCCCCAUCUGGACUUAGAAGAAUUCAAAGACAACUUCGAGAUAUGGCAUCAGCAGUGGAAGAUAUUUCUCUCCCUCUCCACCAUCAACACGGCGCUGCCUCAGGGUGAACGCCCGGAAUACAUUGCAAACAUUCUCCUGUCCUGUCUCUCGAAGGCGACACUGAAGGCGGUGUUGACAAUGGGUCUAUCCGCGACCGACUUGGUGGAUGCUGACGUCAUUAUUAAGAAACUGGAGGAGCGGUGCAACGCUGGCCGAAAUUGUCAUGUUUGGCGCCAGCAGUUUGCGUCUCGUGUUCAGCGUGAUUCCGAGUCAGUCGACAAUUGGCUCGGCGACCUUCGAGAUAUUGCUCGCAAGUGCGAGUUCGAAAAGGAUUGCUGCGCUGCCUGCCAGAACACACGUCUGUUGGGACAAAUCGUUUUCGGUGUUUCUGACGACGAUGUGCGUCGCAAGCUUUUGGAGCUCGGCGCUAAGCUGACACUGGACAAAGCCAUCAACAUUAUCCGCACGGCAGAGGCUACGCGUCUACAGUCGUCCAACAUGAAGCAGGGCACCACAGCACCGGUGAAUCAAAUCAAGUCUACUACAGGAAAGCGCCUCAACGACAAACAGGCCCCAUCUCCGAAAGGUCAGUACCGCGGUAAACCAUCUGGUCGUUGGCAUCCGCCCGGUUGUCAUCCAUAUGGUUGCUGGAACUGCGGAUCAGCUUCACGUCAUGCUAAAGAGGAGUGCCCUGCGUUCGGGAAGGAAUGUAAUUCGUGCCACAAGUCGGGUCAUUUCCAGUCCGUGUGCACUCAAGGUAAUUCGUCCCCGAAACCUGAGACGGCUGGCAGUAUUUUGAUUCAGUCCAUCCUUCAAAACGACAUGGUCCAGCUCAGUGUCACCCCCGCCUGCAGCGUCGAAGAGUCGUUCAUUCAGAUGCUUCCGGAUACUGGAGCGUCCAUCGAUGCCAUUCCGGCUUGUUUAUACCGGUGUCAGUUCAAAGACAUUCCGUUAUCUUCUCAUGGGCCCAAGGCAAUCACUGCUACAGGAGCUCCAAUAGUGUCACUGGGCCAGUUUCCGGCAUCGUUUGUUUGGGCCGCCAGUUCUGGUGGUCCAGUUGUCACUUCGGUCCACGUUCUUCAAGAUCUACAGCAACCGGUCAUCUCGAAAGCGACACAGAAAAAACUUGGAAUGCUCCCCGCCCAAUACCCUCACGCUUGUGUAUUGGCGGCUAUUACCACUUCCCCAUCGGAUGUUCCAAAGUUGCCAGAUAUCCAAUCGACAUUGAGAGAGUUGAUGAAGGAGGUACCUUCAAUAUUCGACGGUGUUUGCCGGCCCAUGCGCGGCGCACCCUGCCACUUCCAGCUCAAAGACGAUGCUGUCCCCUCAUCCAUCCGUGGUUCGCGCCCUAUUUCCGUUCCGCUGAUGCCGAAGGUCAAACGCGAGUUAGAUUCAUUGGAGAACCAGCAGGUCAUCGCCAAAGUAUCUGAACCGACGGCGUGGGUCCAUCCCAUAGUGAUUGUUCCAAAAGCGGACAACGAGAUCAGGAUCUGCGGUGAUUUCACUUCUCUCAACCGAUGCAUCAUCCGUCCGGUUUUCGAGGCCCCGACUCCCUUUCAGGCGGUCCGCACGAUCCCUCCGGGAAUGAAAUUCUUCACUGUCAUCGACGCUCUCAAAGGCUACCAUCAAGUGGAACUUGACGACGAGUCCAGCCUCAUGACGACCAUUUCAACUCCGUUUGGCCGCUACAAAUACCUUCGCCUGCCUUUUGGUGUGUCUCUCGCCGGUGAUGACUAUGGGCGGCGUCUUGCCGAUGUUUUUGAUGAUUUCCCGAACUGCCGGCGCGUGGUCGAAGACGUUCUGGUCUUUUCUGCCACUUGGGACGAACACGUCAGUCUGGUACGGCGUUUAUUUCAUCUCGCGGCAAAACAUCAAAUAGCCAUCAACGUGAAAAAAAUUGUUUUUGCUCAACCUUCCGUGUUGUUUGGCGGCUACGUCGUCAGUGAGAGUGGUUUCCUGCCCAAUCCUGAUCUUCUCAAGGCCAUUCGUGAGUUCCCAAAACCAACGUGCGUUUCAGAGAUGCGGGCCUUCCACGGCCUCUGUCAACAAGUUGGUAACUUUUCAGACGACUUGGCAUCCCUUCUUCGCCCCCUGGCUCCCCUCUUACGAAAGGAUUUCGUAUGGGAAUGGACUCAACAACACGAAACGGACUUUCAGGCUGCCAGGACCGCCUUAUCUUCGUCGUCCGUUUCCAAAUUGGCGUUUUACAACCCGGCUCACCCGACGUCCCUCCAUGUUGAUGCUUCUCGUCUGCGCGGAUUAGGCUUCAUCCUCCGUCAGCAGCAGACCAAUGGCAGUUGGAAUGUCGUCCAAGCCGGAUCCCGCUUUCUGUCGGACGCCGAGUCCCGCUACGCCAUGAUUGAACUGGAGUGUUUGGCUGCGGCGUGGGCGAUGCGGAAAUGCCGGCAAUUUCUUGAGGGACUUCCAUCGUUUAACCUCUUUACGGAUCACCGCCCCUUGAUCCCCAUUCUAAACGAUUACUUUCUAGACAAGCUGGACAAUCCCCGGAUUUUGCGCCUUCGCCUUUCCAUGCAGCGAUAUUCUUUCGUCGCGUCGUGGGUUCCUGGAAGAAAUAACGUAAUGGCCGACGCGUUAUCCCGUUCUCCUGUUGAUCAGCCUUCUCCAACGGAUGAAAUUGCAGAAGGCCCCCAUUCCGCUUCCGAGCAUGUUCACCUGAUGGGUGUGAUGGAAGGUUCAAGCUCCAGCAAUCCUGAUAUUUUGCUAUCAUCAGUAUCUGCUGCAUCGGCCGUCGAUCCUGUGCUGAUUUCUCUCCGUCACACCAUUCUACAAGGUUUUCCCAACGAUAAAUGCAACCUUCCUUUAGAUCUCCGUCCGUUUUGGCAGGUCCGCAGCCAGCUAUAUAUUGAUGGGGACCUCAUCCUUGUCGGCCCUCGUGUUGUCAUCCCGGUUUCCUUACGUCAAGAAGUUCUCCGGCGGCUCCUUCAGAUGCACCAGGGAGCGACGAAGAUUCGUCAGCGCGCACGUCAAUCGGUGUAUUGGCCGUCCAUAGACAAUGACAUCGUUAUGGCCGUCAGGUCUUGCCCAACAUGCUCCGAGCUUCUCCCUUCCAACCCGUCGGAGCCUCUUCUUCCCCACGAGCCGGCAUCCCGUCCGUUCCAAUUUAUCUUUGCCGACCUUGGCACUUUUCGCGGUCGCGAUUUUUUGAUUGUUGCCGACCAGUUCAGUGGUUGGCCCCAAGUGUACCCCUUUCCAGACACCAACACAUCUACACGCCGAAUCAUCGACGCCCUCCGCUCCUUCUUCACUUGCGGAGCAGGCGCUCCUGUCAAGCUUUGGUCAGACGGUGGCCCGCAGUUCAAGUCGGAUGAGUACCUAACUUUCCUUCGAGAAUGGGACAUCUCCCACGGCCGGUCUUCUCCUCAUCAUCCCAAGUCUAACGGUUAUGCGGAAGCUGCCGUGAAAUCAAUGAAAAAACUCAUUGCAGGAUCCUGGACCUCAGGUUCCUUUGACCUGGACAAGUUUGGGAAGGGCCUCCUCCUCUUCCGUAAUGCUCCCAUUGCUGGAGGCGCAUCCCCUUCUCAGGUGGUUUUUAACCGGCCCACUCGUGACCUAAUCCCUGCUCAUCGUCGUUCGUUUGCGCCCGAAUGGCAGAAGGCUGCCGGAAUUCUCGAAAAACGCGCACUCCGCGCCAAAGAACUUCGUACAAUCCAUUACAACCGCACAACACGCCCACUUCUAGCCCUUCACGUCGGUGAUAACGUCGUCAUUCAGCAUCACCGAUCCAAACGCUGGACAACUCCGGGAGUCAUCGUGGAAGUUGGCGCAUUCAGGGACUAUUUGGUGAAGACCCCCGCUGGUCGGCUUUUCCGUCGUAAUCGACGUUUUCUUCGUUUGCAUUCCCCUACGGCCGUGCCUCAUAGCCCGUCUCCGGCGCCUAAUAGUGUCCAUCCUCCGGUUUCAUCUUCUUCUCCGACGACAGCAGCCCCUCCUGUUCCCGCGUCUCCCGCUGACACAUCACCGGCCGGUCCUCGUCGCUCGACGCGUCUCGCGGCCAAGAAACCGUAA